Molecule: messenger RNA, 729 nt
Organism: Talaromyces stipitatus ATCC 10500
Lineage: Eukaryota; Fungi; Ascomycota; Eurotiomycetes; Eurotiales; Trichocomaceae
Product: ubiquinol-cytochrome c reductase iron-sulfur subunit precursor
Exons: 4
Coding region: 1-729 (242 amino acids)
Biological process (GO): mitochondrial electron transport, ubiquinol to cytochrome c
Cellular component (GO): membrane
Molecular function (GO): quinol-cytochrome-c reductase activity; 2 iron, 2 sulfur cluster binding
Source: RefSeq, a predicted model, not a curated record
AUGUCUCAACAACUCUCCUCCGCGCUCCUGCGCACCUGCGCCCGUCAACAACUGCCCACCACCGUCGUCGCCCGCUCUGCCAUCGCCGCUUCGACUGCUAAUGCUCAACAACAGCGAGGUGUAGCUAAUGCCAGCAAAUUUGAGAGUCCCUUUGCCAGCUCUGAUGAUCCCACGGCCACCCUGAAGAUCCCCAAUUUCAAGAAGUACAUGUCCAAGAGCUCCCCGACGACGAACAAGGUGUUUUCGUACUUUGUCGCUGGAACGAUGGGAUUGGGAUCUGCUGUUGGUGCAAAGGCUACUGUUCAGGAUUUCCUCGUCAACAUGUCCGCCUCCGCCGAUGUCCUGGCCCAGGCCAAGGUCGAAAUCGCUCUCGGCUCCAUUCCCGAGGGCAAGAACGUCAUUAUCAAAUGGCGCGGAAAACCCGUCUUCAUCCGUCACCGUACCGCCGAUGAAAUCAAGGAAGCCAACGAAAUCGACUGGAAGACCCUCCGUGAUCCUCAACCAGAUGAGGAUCGUGUCCAGAAGCCUGAAUGGCUUGUUAUGCUUGGCGUCUGCACUCACCUCGGUUGUGUCCCCAUCGGCGAAGCAGGUGAUUUCGGCGGCUGGUUCUGUCCCUGCCACGGUUCUCACUACGAUAUUUCCGGUCGUAUUCGCAAGGGUCCUGCUCCUUUGAACCUUGAGGUUCCUGCUUACCAAUUCCCUGAUGACGAUACUCUUGUUAUCGGUUAA